CAGGGUCGGGCCAGUCAGUGACUGCGCGAGCUGACUCGUGGGGUGAGAACAGUUUCAUAUUCAAUAUUUCAGCUAUUACGAAGAAAUGCGCGCAAAUAUCUGUAAGCGUUUGAGAAGAAAUGUGUAUUAUUGUAAGUAGCAGUUAGAGAGCGUUGGUUGUCUUACAAAGUUUGCAGUGAGGUUUCCAAGGCAGCAGUGUGUCUGAGAGCUGUCACCGGUUCGAACCCUCGGUACGCAUAAAAUGGCUGGUCGCAGGUUCGAGCGCAGUCAGUGCUUUUGACCAAAAUAUACGAAUAAUUUAAAUUAAAUUCAAAUUUUUACGUUAUUGAUGGUGAUAUCACUCGGGUAAAGACUUGAGUCAUAUAAUGCCACGGGUUCGAAUCGCUGUCUGGACUCCACAAGCAUCAAUGCGCGGUGUUUCGUUAUACGCAUAUUUUUUCAUUCUGUAAACGGACCUCCGACGCGUAAUGGCGUCGAACGUCCCCGUGUUGAUCUUUACUUUCCCUCAGUGCUGCAUGGAUGUGUACGGACAUUGGUGUCGAACCCUGAGCCGUGCGCUGACAUAUGAACAUGCUUUAUUUGUGAUGAAAAGCAAGGGAAAGAAGGAGGACUGGACCUGCUACCAUGACAGCGCGCUUCAGCAUUGUAUAUUACUGACUGCUGCGCUCUGUUAAGAGCACUUUUGCAAAUAUUACAGGAAAAAAAGUUUAUUUGUCAGAAUGGAAAAAAAAAAAAGAAUUCCACACUGACCUGUUUUAAGACGCGUUGGUAUCUGGUUAAACUUCCUUUUUCUAAAGAAUUGAUGGGAAUUAUACUUCUCUGCUUAUGUCAUAUUGUUAUAUUUAUUAACUUUUAUAUAUAUAUACGCUGUUUUGUGUUUCUACAACAAAAUCGUUUUAAUAACAAUUGCAAUCAUAUUUAGUACAAGUCAUUCAUUCAAAAAGGGACAAUUGACACAUGACACAGAUGUGCAGAGAAAGGAUGAGUUUAUCUGUGUUUUAGAUAAAAGGAAUGGAAUUAGCCAUAUCAGUGAAUAUCAAUGUUGUCUUGUUGUGUAAAGAAUCUGACAUUAAUUAAAUGUAACUGUGCUACUUACAGUAUGUAUGUAGCAUAAGACAAUGGCAAGUUUUUGUAUAUUUUUAUUCCCCCCCAAGAUUAUAAUUGUAACAUAUAUUUAAAUGUAUUUAGGCAUUAGUAUAUAAAACAAUGGUAAAUUAAACUUUUGUUUGAAAUGUUUAUAUUAUUAUUGAUAAUAAACUUACAGUACAUAAUAAUUUAUUUCGGGGAUAAUAAUGAUAAUAGUAUCCCUAAAAUAUGUAUUUACAAAUUUUCUUUCAAGAUGCAUUAUAUCGCCUCCUCUGUUUGCUCUGUUUAACUGCAAUUGUCUGUUAUGAGACAUUUGUAAAGGCAUGGAUGCUUACUUAUGUAACAUGAAUGACAGAUCAUGAAAUUAUUUUUUUCCAGUAACACAAAAACGUUCUCAUCAUCCAUUUGUUUGUAAUCCCCCAGGCUUUAUAAUACAGCUGCAAGAAAAAAACUAAGAGACCUAUCCAAAUUUUAAUUUAAUCAUAAUUUCUAGAUGUUUUGUGGAUAUUUCAGUCCAUUGUCUGUUGAAUUCCAGCAAAAUCAAACCUCAGGAGUGACAUAAAGUUAUCCAACUGCAAUGUGAAAGACUGACAGCAUGGCAAGACACAUGAGAUGCCUUGGAUGAGUGGGGGGUCCUGGCUCAAGGGAGUACCAGAAACAUGGACGAAAAUCUACACUACACUGGCAUGGAACUGGAAAUUUUGCCAUUUACAUGGAUUCAGCAAGAUCCUUUGGCCUUACCAGGCAAUAUUUCAUCAUUCUCUCAGGUUAUAAAAACCUGACUUACUGCAUGGGUACGAAAUAAUAUGAUUUCUUCUCUACUGCUGAAUGUACAGAUGUUGCUAUGCGCAAACAUUGUGCAUUGGACAAAAUAGGGGAGACCAUUUUACUGCAACCAAAGAUUGCCAAAUGUCUGAAGGUCGAGAGUGUUUGGUAUCAGAAGAGGGGCUCUCGGCGGUGACUGAAGACAGAGUCAACCUUAAUGUGUUUUUUGUUCCAUCACAAGAUCAGACAGGGGUUGUAAAGGAUUACAGCAAGAAGAGCUCACCAAAUCAUAUCCUUGGUUCAGAAUCAGACCAGGCAACUCCUCUUGAAAAUAAGAGUGUUAUAAAUAAAGUCAUUACUUUUGAGGAGAAAACAAGGAGUCUAGCAGUAAACUUGCAGUUGAUACCCAAGACGGAGUCUGAGUCUCUUGGUACUGAUGUUUGUGAAGUAAAAACCAAAGCUACAAAAUUUGUCAACAUCUCAACCAAUGAUUUAUUAGAAAUUAAGGUUAAACGACAAUCUGUUUUAAAAGAAGGUUUUCACAAUGACAAACUACCAACGGCUGCCAGAGUCAACCACACCAACAAGGAGCCGUGGACUGAGAAUAAGACACGGGUUGUGGAAAAGCAUGGGACACUGGAGAUGGAUAUAAAUGCACAGAACAAAAGUUUAGAAUACAGUAAGGCCGACAGUACAGAUUAUAAAACACAAAUUUUAUAUCAUGGAGGAGCCAAGAUGUUUGAUAUCGGAGGGACCCAGGCAAUAACAAGUGAAGGAUAUUCUUUGGAAGAACAAAAUGAGGUGUUAGAUUUAAGCCUACCAAAAAAGAGAGAAAUAAAUAAAGAGAGGCAGUGUGAAUGGGUUGUGGACCCUGAAUAUGAAGGUUCGCUUCAUAUGGAAGUUGAUGAAAUUGAAGAUGAGCCCCAGCACGUUGAAGUGGAACAAGAGGACAAUAAUGAAAAUUGCUGGAUUCCAUCGAAUGAUGCUCAUACAUAUCUCUCACAGCAUUGGGAUGGACAUCUAUUCUCCCCCUGUCCUUACGUCACACCAACAUCUAUGUUUACCAACGUAAUGACUCCAGAUCCAAUGGAUACGCUACUUAUAGAUGAUCAGGGCAUUCCUUAUACACUAACCCCGGAUGGACAGAAGGUUCCACAGAUUGAUAAUUCACAAGACACUGGGGAGCUGUCUAAACAAGAAGAUCCAAGUCCAAGGCAAGGUGAAGAUUAUGUCCAGGGCAUUACAGACGAUGCAAAUUCACUGUGUCCAAAUAUGUCUCUAGGUCCUGUUUCUUCAGUUGAAGCUUCACAAGUUGUUCCAAACCUGGAGUCAAAGUCUUAUUACCCUGUCUCACCUGCCUUGUCCGACUUGGCAUCGAUUCCCAUUCAGAUUGUGGCUAAUACUACAGGGUCAAACACUCCCAUUCUGCUUCUUUCUCCAUCUCAGCUUCAGUCACUUUCCUCACCAGCCUCCAAGAGUAAUCCAGGCCUAAUCACCAUUUCUUUACCAGUGCAGAGAUCGCAGACCUCCUCCAUGUUCCUUGUUUUGUCAUCUGCUCAGGUGUCCUCGACUCAAAGCUCACCCUCAACAGGGCAGUUAUGUCAAAUUUCCUCCACUUCCACUGUUGCACUUCCUCUAGCUGCUUGUCCGCUUGACCUGGGAUCUAUAUUAUGCGCACAUCCCUCACUUCUCAGCCUCGGCUCGGUUUCCUCUGCCACAGGUACAGACAUCUCAGGACUGAAUAACCCCUCUAAUCUUCCUCUUAGCCCUACCUCAUCAACUGCUUCCUCCAGCACUUCCACAGUGAUCUCUACAAGUCCAAGCAAGCAAUCCUGCACCGAUGCCUAUGCUGACUUGCCAAUGCCCACUUCUUUUCGAGAGGCCCUACUCAGAUUAGCCAUGUCUGCUGAGAAGAAAAAUGAAAGCCAUGCUCAAAAUAUUGAGACGGAAUCGGUCGCUACUCCCUCCUCACAUUCUGAAGAUUCCUAUGAUAUUAAAAACCAUGAAACAGAGACAAACUGUGAUGACCAGACUAUGUCUACCUCAGUAGACCAAACAGACUCAUUAGGCACCAUCUCCAAUGACACCUCACCGCCUCGUCCUGCAUCACCCUUAUUUCCCAUGGAUAACUCGCCGAACCAAGACACGCAAGGUCCACGUCGCAUUCUUUACUGUCAGUACUGUCCACGGGUCUUCUACUAUCUCUCGGACCUCGAACGGCAUUCCAUCACACACUCGCAAAACAAACCCCAUGUAUGCCAACUUUGCGGCAAGGCGUUCAAGCGUUCAAGCCAUCUCGAGCGACACAAACACAUCCAUACCGGUCAGAGAAACUUUGUGUGCCAGCUGUGCCCUCGGCGUUUUCGGGAGUCCGGAGAGCUAAUGAGGCACCAGAGAGUACACACGGGUGAGAAGCCAUUUCAGUGCUUAAUAUGCCACAUGCGGUUUGCCGAGCGCAAUACGCUGCGGCGUCAUAUGAAGCGCAAGCACCAAGGUCAACAGCAGGAGGCGAUGGACAUGAAUGCGAAACCUGUAGGGGAAGGGAUUUCCCUAGCUGGUAUACAGGAAGAGCCAGAGGAGAAUGCGGAGUGGUACAGCUCGACGCUUCCUGAAAUGGAGACUGACAGUGACACAGGGGGUGAAUGAGCCGCUUGAGAGCAAAAACAAUAGAGGUUUAACAUUUUAGAAGAAGCAUUGCUGUAAAUACAUUUUAUUUAUUCUGUAUUGAUAUAACAGUUUCUUGGCUAUAGUCUCAAAUUGUCUGCAUUUCAUUCCACUUAAAUCUUGAUGACUGAACCCAGCAAUGUUCACUUUUAAUUGUGUUAAGCUUCAAUUCUUUAGCUGACAUUUAUGUUUUAAUUCCUCAUCUUGAGUAAGUUUGAAUUACCCUUAUCAUCUAUCUAUUUAUUUAUUGUUGUAUUUUAUUUUUGCUCUUGUACAUCAUCUUUCCUCAGGGGUGUGAUAUCAUGUUAAUUAUCAUUAUUUAUUAUUUUAUUACUUAAAGUUACAGGGAAUGACAUCUGAUAGAUUGAUCUAUAAAUGUAUCCCCAGUUUACAUUUAGGACACUUUCAGAUAAUGUGAACAGACUUUAGGAACUUGUUGUGCUCCAUUUUCAUUCAUCCUUUUGUUUCUCUUUAUUUAUUUUAAUAUUUAUUAAUUUAUUUCAAAUUUAAAUCUAUUUCAUAAACCCAUUGCCUUCUUCAGGGACCUGCUAUUUAUGUAGCUUGAAAUUAUGCUAUUUGUCUGGACAAAAACUCUUUUACUUUUACUUCUCAUGUUGGACUCUGAAACAACAGCUGUUAGAAGUCAUAGCAGAAAGGUAAUGUCUUUAAGUUCAUUUAAAAAUUUAGGGAACUUUUCACUGUGUCAUGUCAGACAUAAAUGUCUGGUGCCCACUUAUCUGAAUUAUCACAUUAAAAAAAUGAAACAUUAGUUUACUAAAUGUCUAAUUUACCAAUUCCGUAUAUUAAAAAGCUGUUUCAUAAAGCAAUUUUUAAAUACCCUAAAUAUAUAUAUAAAAUCAAGUAGACUUCGAGUAGUUUGCCAUGUAAGUAGAAAAAACAUUUGCACCAGACACUUUGGGCUAAUCUAAAAUACUGUUGUUUAAAUCUUUUUUUUUCAACUGAAUCUCGUUAUUUACACCACACUCUAAUUAUUAUAUUUUUUUGAUGGUUCUCAUGCUUGAUAAACUUUGCUUUAUAGGCUCACUGCAGCACAUAUAAUACUGUGUCCGGCUGCUCAACAGUAUCACUUAAUGGCUCUAUUUGGUUUGCACAGUUGUUUGUAAAUUACUUUGACAUUCACAUAUAUUCAGAAGGAUUCAGUAUUAUUUAUUGAGCUCAUUUCACAGUAGAAUCAAACAUUUAUUAAAAGUUUGAAUCCGUGUUACAAUUUAAAGUUGCUCAGUUGUUUGAAACAAACAACAAUUUUGCACCAAGGAGAAUUAUUUAUUUAUGGUUGAAAUGUAAUAAUUUAAAAUGUGUGUAAUGUCAAAGAUCACUUAUAUAUUUAAUACACAAUUUAAAAACGAAACGGCAGAUAUUAAUCAGCCUAAUUUCUGUAACCUGUUUCACAGGAUUUGGAAUAAAAUUGAUCAAAUCCAAUUGCUUGCAACUCAUUAUAUUUUCAUUAAAAAGUGUCUUAUUUACCAAGUUCCCUGCUGUUUUUAAGACUGUGAGAAGUUUAAUAUACUUUUUAUUGACUUUAUUUAAUAGACUUUAUGUGGAACAAAAUUUUUUGAAUUAUGCAAUAACAUUCUGCCCUGAGUGAUAGCAAACUAAACACAUUUGUUGCAUUGUAUACAAUUUCAGAAUGCAGUUGUAUUGCGUUUUUACUUUUUAAUAAGCAUGGUAAUGCAGAUUCAUAGUGUUACACUAUUAGCAUUCACCAUGUAAUGUAUCCCUGGGUAGAAAAGAUAUGGUGUUGAAAUUUCAAUAUGUGGUUGCCAUAGUAAUUUAUAAAUGAGAUUUAAAGUGCUUAUGCAUGGAUGUACUUAGCAUUCUUUAACCUUACAAGCUGUGCUAGACAGGGCUGUCUGUAUAUGUGUGAGUGACAGCUCAGAUGUGCCUUUGGUCUGUGUUCCAUUUGGCAGCAUCAAGGAGAGUGGCUCCCAUAAUCAAGCCGACAGCAGGUGCUUUAAGUGUUGGUGUGAAUGCCUAUGUGUGUGUGAGGGAAAGAGAGAAACAGUGAGCGAUAGAAACAGUAAAAAAUCUG
Messenger RNA from Triplophysa rosa, 6565 nucleotides. RefSeq names its product rho GTPase-activating protein gacF. The transcript has 2 exons. Lineage: Eukaryota; Metazoa; Chordata; Actinopteri; Cypriniformes; Nemacheilidae. The coding region runs from base 1915 to 4497 and encodes 860 amino acids. The record is from RefSeq and is a predicted model, not a curated record.